This is a messenger RNA of Astyanax mexicanus (Mexican tetra), 8310 nucleotides long. It is a transcript of the gene syndig1l, whose product is annotated as synapse differentiation inducing 1-like. The transcript has 4 exons. The record is from RefSeq and is a predicted model, not a curated record. NCBI's taxonomy places the organism in Eukaryota, Metazoa, Chordata, Actinopteri, Characiformes, Acestrorhamphidae. Bases 596 to 1375 code for a protein of 259 amino acids. Gene Ontology annotation, cellular component: membrane; intracellular membrane-bounded organelle.
ACUCCUGACUCUCUCGGCUGGAUGAAUAGAGAGAGAGCGCGCAGAGCGGAGGACUGGAGGCGGUGGAGGAAAGAAAGUUACUGAGCUCCAGAGAUAAUGAUUCACACGUGAAGAAGAGGGACAUGCCAGGACCCUCCAUCAGUUCCAGACCCCUGUGGAGCCCGGUGGAGCUCGUGCUGACGGUGUGUUUUUGUGUAAACUAGUGUAAAGUGUGUGUAAAAGGGAGAAGAGUGAAUCUGUGGGUUUAUUCAGUCAACUGACAGCAGGACCGGCUGUAGUUAAUAACUCACUCCGUCCUCUCCCCGCGCGCGCGCGAGACACGCUUCCGGACUCGGUGUGGUUCCUGCCGUCUGUACCGGGGAGGAGAUGACUGUUCUCCAGCACGCGGACAUGCUCUCAGUGAAGGUGGCGGAUUUGUGCGUCCUGUCAGUCAGUCAGCAGCGCUGGGAUAAUGCGAGUGCAGAGCUCACGGCCUGUUGAACACCAUUAGCACUUGUCACAUCAGUCCAGCCAAGGUCGUCGCUCCUGCCCUCAUCCCCAGACCUCCCACCCAGCCUUAAACAGCACACAGUCACUUUCCCUCUGACACCGGACCAUGGAAAGCCUAAGCGAGCUGCAGAAUCCUCUCCUGGACAAGAACAGUAAACACAUAGUCAAGGCAGACUACGGAUACAGGAGCGACUUCCCCACUAACCAGUACCAGGAGAACAUCAUCAACUACUUUGUGACGAGUGGGGGAGGUGGCAGUGUGGGAGGGGUCGGGGGAGGCGGAGGAGAAGUCGGGGUCACGCCAAGCAACGGCAAGGCCAAAUCCCAGCUCCUGGAUGCCACUUCCCUGCACCUGGCCGUAGAAGCCUUCUACAAGCCCAACUUCAUCCUCUACAAGGACGACGUCACCAUCAAAGGCAAGGAUUACAAAAGCGAGUGCUGCGAGACCACCUUCACUGAAAAGAAAGAUAAGGAAGCCACUGUGGAGACCCCCAGCACUGAAGACCCACAGGCUAAGCUACUGGAUGAGAACGAGGUGAAGAUCCAGACGGUGUCCUACGAGGUGGAGGAAGAGUACGUGGAGUACGAGACGGAUUGCUCCAGUGACAGUGAAAGUGAGGAUAACUUCAUCGUCAUCCCUCCUCGUGAUCACCUGGGCCUGGCUAUCUUCUCCAUGCUCUGCUGCUUCUGGCCUCUGGGCAUCGCUGCUUUCUAUUUCUCUCAGGGGACCAGCAAAGCCGUGACAAAGGGAGACUUCCCCAUGGCCAGCAUCGCCUCGAGACGGGCCCUGUUCCUGGCUGCUCUCUCCAUCACCAUCGGGACAGGGGUGUAUGUGGGUGUGGUGGUGGCCCUCAUCGCCUAUCUCUCCAAACCGGGUCACAUAUAGCAGAAGGAACGGGAUAAGGACCUAGAAAAGCCUCUUCAAACGCAGUUACGCCUCUGAACUUUUGGCAAAUUUCCCUCUCGCACAUCUCCCUCCCCUCCCUUGGACUGCCCGUCGUCCCAAAUUAGAGACAGAGGGAUGGAGCCAGAGAGGACGUUUGGGAAAGCUGGGGCACUUUUCAUCAAAGCAGCACCUGAGUGAAUGGAAAGCUUGUGCAGAUGUGGCUUGGCCUCGUGUGACUCCACAGCAGCCGCAGCUCCUUUGGGUAUCUGAACUUUACACGCUUGCUAAAGUCUAAGAGCAUUUUGGGCAAAUGGGAAAAAAAACAAACUAGAGGAAGAAACAGAGCAUCCAAUUAAACUACUCCUGAGGGAGACUGUUCCAGAGGACACUAUGUAAGGAUCAAAAGAGAACCCAAGUGCCCUUGGAUUUGAUUUCUCCCUUGUAAGCUGAGAUCCGUUUUCAACCAGAAGAGAAACGUAAAGCAACUGUCUACUUCUACUAUAGUCUUUUCAUUUACUCAGUCGGUUAAUAGCAUCACUGAUGGCAGGGGCUCAAAAAAAUAGCCCUGUCGGACACCGAGAGCCCAUCAGUCUACAAACCAUUCACUGCAAUCCUGUUAUACUGAGUUGGUAUAAUGCAGCCAUAUCUCACCAUCUGUUCUGCAAGACAAUUCAGAACCAAACCGACUAAGGAUUAGAAUAUCAAAUCCUAUUAUAUGUUUACCUUCCUAAUAGGCAAUGCCGGCAUGAAUACCGAAACCUCACUAAGGUUUUGAACUGAGGAAGGACAGAUAUCAUGCUUGGCAGUACAUCCUCGGCGGGGUGUGAACUACAUCAGUAUUCCUAUCCAAGAGAAGCGCCGCUCCAUAUGAAUACGGCCUCUGCUGCUCUCUGUGCAACUCUAACUCAUUUACGGCUCAUGUUUUGUAUUCUUUGUUUCUCCUCAUUGUGUCCGAGCUCAAAGCUCUGCUACUCUCACUACUCUGGCCUUAGGAUGCCUGCUGUGGAUAGAGACAGGCUAGGAAAAACAACACCACAACAUCAUCAGAAAACAAAAACACCCCCCACAUAUCUCUGUUUGAUUUCAGUUUUUCUCGGUGUGGUUUCAACUUCUAGUCUGCUUAACAGCUAAACAGAGAUGAGAGAAGAGUAUGAAUACUCUUUAAACUAAAGGUGCCACAAAGGGUUCUUUGAGCGAUGCCAUAGAACAUUUCUUAUUAUAUUUUUGAGAUUCUCCACGUUCAACUAAUUGCACUCAUCGUCAAAUAAAUGGUUUAGAAAAUAGCUUAGCUGCACCCAGAACGAAGGAAGGUAGGUUACCAGGAACAAUAAUUGAAACAGACGUAGUGUGAUGCAACACAUGUGCAACACAACAUUUCCAGACAUCUCAGCAUGGAAUUGUAGAGGUUCCUAAUGUUGUCCUGUGAUAAUUAAUUCUGUGCAGCUUGAAUCUUCACCCAAUUCCUGCAGAUUAAGAUGACAGCAGUAUGCACAUAAGCAUUGUCUUAAUUAUAUAGCGCAAUGGAUUGUGCAUUCUGAAGACAUAGGGCUGUUGGUUGCAGGACCUUAUUACCUUUAUUAAGAUCGGAUCUUAAGUGUGCCUGUAAUAAGGACCAAAGGUGAUCUGGCAUUGUGCAAAAAAAAAAUUGCUACGCAAACUAUAGCACCAGGCCUUCAGGAUUUUUGACACAUGACAAAAAUCCAUUAAUGUUAGUGCUGAACACAGUACUGAACAUGGUGCCACAUCCACACAUAGAUUUGUUGGACAUCCCCAUCAAGACAAAAGCAGGACUCAUCACUAAAGAUAACCCACUGCCAUUCUGAGUCGUCACUGAACCAUGAACAUGAAAGUGGUGCAUGACCACCCACCAAGUUUCGUUCCUGUCGGUUAAUUCCUUCUGGGUACAGUCUUGUUUAUUUUUUUAUAUACAGUAUAUGGCAGGGGUCCUCAAUAGGUUUUGAGAUAAACUGUUCUGCAAUUGGGUUCAACAACCCUCUGGGCUGGAGAGCUACUAGUCUGUAGCACUCCAUCUCAUUACACUUCAUUUUCCAAAAAUAUUUUUUUUUGUGGCCCACCAGUUAAUGGCUUGAAAAAUAUCUGUGCAGCAUUGAAGACCAUUGCUAUAGAAGAGUCUGAUAAAUCAGGUUUGUAGACAAAAAGGUCUUAUCUACUCAAAUAACAUGCCCUUGUGGGCCCUGUAUAUGUAACCCAAAUGGAAACCAGAAAGUUUGGUCCAGAGGUUCCAUAUGGGAGCUUUAUGUAUGAAUGUCAGUGAUUGGACCAGGAUGGGUUAAAAAUGGACUCCACUGCACACUACAUAGUAUGGGCCUAGAUGGGACCAAUGAUGAAGAUGGAGCCUGAGCCUAAGCAUUCUAGCUGGAAUGCAAUGAAUGUAAAUUACCUUUUAAAGGUUAAGAGAACCAUAACAACAUACAUUUGUUAUGUUGUUUCAUAAAAUUAAAGGGUUUCUAUUAGUGAAAUGUGUUUUAUGCCACAUGAAAUCGUUUCUCUAUGACUUUGUACAAAGACCCUUUUGGCACCUUACAUUCUAAAGGUUGGGGAAAAAAACAUGCACAGUAUAAAGAUACACCUGGUCAAAAUCAGGUAUUCCAGAGCAAAGACAUCCUUUACCAGAUAUGUAUUUUUAUCUGGCAAAUAGCUGCGAAAUAACAGAGAGACAUGAAUCUGAAUUGAUUGAACGACCAGUUUCACAGCAGGGUCUCUGAUGAAAAAAAAAGGUUCCUGAUUGAAUCUGAUUGAGCUGAUUAAUAAUGUAUCUCAUGUUUCCAGGUAAAGCUAUGGUGAAGCAACAUAUAGUGUAUGAAGUGGUCUGCUGUUGGCUCCCUUAGUGCAAAACCUGGGAAAAAGCCUGAAUCUGGUUUCAUACGUGCAAAAAUAACACCAUGUGCUAAGCUCAGUAUGCCCAUUUUAACUGGCUGAUGGUUCCUGUUUUUCAGAAAGAUGAUAUAAAUUGAUAUAACAGUAUUAUCAUUCAGUGGCUCACUCUCUUUGGUAAACAAGCUAGGUGAUAACAAUAGCCACAAAUCUAAUCGUAAUGAGCUCCACAGUGACAUCUAGACCUGGUGAGUUCACUGUGGAAUUGAGAAUGAGAUACUGAACGGCUUUGCUGCAGCGUGCACCAAAAAUAGCAUGAAAUCCCACCUUGUCAAGUCUGGGUUAUUUUGAGGCAUGAGUAGAAAAUGUCUUGUUUUUCCAAUUGGAUGGACUGAUCUAAUAUGUGGGCUUCAGUUUCAAGGCUACUUCACGCCUAACCCAGGGCUUGAGCUGAUGUAUCCACCUGAAGGGCAAUGUCCUGUACCAUAUAUAAAUCAUGUAUAAAGCUCUAAUAUACGAACCAUAUCCAGUGGUCAUAUGUGACACAUCACCAUCGUACGUGAUGCGAUUUAAUAUCGUGAAAACCCCAUGAUGGAAACAAGCUUUACAAAUGAUUUCGGUUUGGAUUUUGUUCACACGUGCACACUCACUGUUCUCAAACAGCUUUGCAGAUUUUGAAAGGGCAUUCUAAGAAAAGUUUAAAGGCAUGUUUUUACUCAGCUCUUUUUUCCUAGUUUUCGGUCUUUCAAAGAUUUUUAGCACUGUGUGGUGCAGUAUUAUGGAUUUCUGUGUUCUGUUUAUGACAGAAAACAGAAAUCAGAACACACACAGCUACAAUAACAAACUGAAGUUAGUUACUUAGGCUACGUUCACACAGCAGGUAAAGUCACUUAAAUCUUUUUACAGUGCUCUUGAUCUUGAUCAUUUUAAUUUAUUUUUUCUGAUACUUUUGCACCAAACAUAUAUAGCAUAUGCUUCACAUGAAGUUUCAGUUUCAUCUUUUCCAGCAUCACAGGACCUAUGGAGUUCCAGUGGCUGACAGCUGUUUGUCAGUGCAUUAGUUUCCUUAAAAUAUCGGUUUUGUUUUUUAAGUUUUUCAUUUUCCUUUGACAGUGCAAAUGCACCAUGUCCUCCAGUAAAUGCGUUCAGUCAUUUCUUUAGAAGUAUGGACCGUUCCUGAUUGGUGCCUUCUAAUUUUGUGUGAACAGCAACACCACAGAACAAAGGUCAUCUACUUCUCUUACUGCUGUCAUCAGUUUUUCCUUCUUCUCAACACAUUAGAGCUUAGAUCAGGUUCAAAAUAUCCAGCCCGACCCGGUCAGAGCCCGUGCACGUUCUGCCCGAGCCCGCCCGACCUGCCCCAUAAACUGUCCCUUUAAGCCCAAACCCGAAUUAAACCGCAAAAUUUUCGUUGCCCAGUUAAAACUGAGCUUUUUCAAAACAUUUUCGAGCUAUUUAAAUGAGCGAAAUCUGUUCAGAAGGAUGUUAAUUAACACUGCAACACUGAAAAAGCAUAGAUUACGAUCUAUGAUUUAAGAAAAAAUGUUUAUUAAGAACAGAUCUCCAAAAGAUUAAAACAUGAACAAUGCGAACAAUGAUCCACAACCUAAACAUCAGUAAAUUAGGCUACAAGAAUAAUGUCUGAAUGACUUUCCUCUAAUCUAAUCUAAUUUGACAUGGUUUAAAAAUUAAAAAUCAUUUCUUAACAAACAAAUUUUUAUAUUAAGCUUUUAUAUUAAGUCAAAAACCAAAAAAAAUACUAAUAAGGCUGCACAGCACAGCGCUGCAAGUCAUGUGCAUAAUACAGAAAAGUGGAGUUUUUACUGCACACUUGUGCAACUUUUAUUUAAAAAACAGUUUGAUUUAUUACUUUGCUAAAUUGUAAUUAUCACACCAUAGCUUUAUAUAAAAUAAAAAUAGAAUAAAAAACAGAUGCCUUUGUUAUAGACUAUUUUCUUGGGCACAAACCGACCCGAGGAAAGUGGUGGUAAAUCCCAAGUUCGGUUGGGUUUGGGCAGAGAAUCUAAGCUCUACAGCACAUCUAUCAAUGUUAUGCGAUGGCAAAGUUAAAUUUGGACUAACACUUUAAUUUCAGUCUGGCUAUUCAAAAUUUCAUCAGUUUGUAUUAGCAAUGGCCCUGUAUCAGAUAUUCAUCAGAUUUCAGUACAGCAUAAGAAAGUGGCCUGAUGUAAACAAAUUUCUGACUGUUUAAAAUGAACAGUGUUGCCCUGUAUCAGAUAUGAAUGUGAUUUUUUAGAUUGCUAAAUGUGACCUGAUGUGAACUAAAACUAUCAGAUUCAGUGUAUUUUUUGUCUUUCACAUGGCCAUGCAGAUCAUAUUUGUGUCACAUGAUAAAAAGAUCAGAUUUGGGCCGAUUCUACCUGCUGGUGAACUUUUGAGAAUCAAGCUGAUAAGGGCACACUGGUAUUUUAAUACGGUCUGUUAUUAAAAUGGGGCCAUUCAGUCAAGACAAACUGGUACGCAAAAUUUGGAAACAAUGUUGGAUGUCUGAAUUAGUUUGAUUUGUGAAAAACACUCAAAAUCGACUUCUUUUGCACUUGUAGGCUUUGGGCAUGUUUUUUGGCACUGUUAACUUGUGAUGUAGCCUUAAAGACAACCAUUAAAAUAUUAGAAACAUAUCUCCAAAAUUCCAAAAUAAAACGAAGGCAAGGCAUUCUUUACAUUCUUACAGUGUAAGUAUGUUUUUGCUGCAUCUCUAUUGGUCCAUUUAUCAUGAAAUCUUUGUGUUAUUGAAAAGAAGGCUGCUGUGUUCAAAUAAUCUUAAAAAAAAAGGAUUUGUCUCUUUUAAAAGGUGUGGUGAUAUUCUGACAGUAGUAGUUUAUUGGUUCUUUUGUCACUCCAAACAGAAAAACAAGCAGUGUCGCCAUUUUAAUCACGUACUGGGUGAAUAAAAGAUGGCACAACAUUGUGCUGUUUGCUGAAGCCCUGUGAAAAUCGCUCUUUUCAAAGGUUUGCGCUUCUUCAAGUCUCCAAGGGCCUGUGAUUCACAUCUGAGCUCUGCUGAUGUUGUUGCAAAAGUGGGCUUUAGCAAAUGUGUUUCCAUUGCAUUCACCGGAGCGUUGAAAGCCAACAUUAGGCACUUACAGUUUCCCAGCGCUGGGCCAUGCAUUAGUCAUACCUGACAUUUACGCUUUACAAUUAGCUUCCCAUAAUGGCGUUUUCUGAGAGAGCCGGUGUUCUCUGGAGCAUAACCAGAAAUAGCACAACAGAAUCAUUUUUUACAAAUAAGGCCUUGCGCUUUGGUGGAGCUGCUGGAGCCUGACCGGACAAAUACACAGCACCACUACGUCUUUUGCAUUACAAAAAACAAAAAAGAUAAAUUAAAAACAAUAAUGACUAGAAAAUAAGACCAAUAAUGAGAGUUCUGAGAAAACAAUAACCCAACAUUUACUGUAUCAGAGAUGGGGGAGGUGAUGUACAAUUAUAUUUAACAUACAGAAAAAAAAAAUCCCAGACUGUCCCUAAGAGAAGCAUUCAUCUUAUCUCUAUCAAAGUAAGCACAAGGUGAUAUCUACAUCAGAGACCUGAUUUAGACCUUUAUGAUCUAUUAAAUCUUAUGUGUUAUGUGUUCACUUCAUUUAGGUUUCUUAUAAGCGCUUCUGUGUCUUCUCCUCCCAUGACUGUCCUUCGGGCUAAACGCGUUUUAAGUGGCCAGAAAUCCAUCUCAUGUCUCUGCUUACAUUUCUUGAUAUGACCAACACUGUAUUUAAAAGUAAUCUACUGUAUGUUUGACCUUUGGAAAUGUUCAUGGCAAGUAGCUAUCUGCAUUGUGUUUGGUUAGAUGUCAUUCAACUUCUGUGUUUUUUAAGGCUGUUAAGGUAAACCUGGUACGGUACCGUGCGAUUGCACAACACACAUACGGAAGUGCUUUGAGAUAAGAACAUUGUGGUGGAACAUCGUCAGAAGAGACGUGUUUAAAGCAUCAUGACAAUACCAGGGUGAAUGUGUGAUCUAAGUAUUGUGUUUUUAUCUCUUUCAUGGCCAGAAUGUGCUUGUCAUGAUGUGAGUCGAUGACAUGUAAAUACUGCAAAUAAAAGAUGAAAAGACGCUGUAUAAAAUAAAAGAAGUUUGAGACAAAA